CUGAUAACCAGGAAAUAGAUGAUUAAUUUUUGGCAUAGGUUUAUUGGGAUUAAAGCGCUCAACAGGUUGGCCUUGUGGAGUUACAUAAUGCAGAAGGUGGGGCCAAAUCCAGCCUUGAUUCAGUAUCUAGAACCCUGUCAACAUGGGACAGUUGUCUGCACUGCGACAGACUGGUAGUGACCUCCAUCAUGGACCCAGCCAGCAUUGUAACUUUCCUUCUUGUCAUCUGCCUGACUUGGCUCCUCAUUUCGGCAGCAGUGAGGAGCAUAUCGAGCCAUGGGAAGCUGCCCCCCGGACCCAUGCCGCUCCCUGUGAUUGGAAAUUUCCUGCAGAUCAAGUCAUCAGAAACUUUGAAAUCCCUCCUCAGGGUGAGUUUACUGCCUCUGGGAACCAGGGGCAGAAGGUGCAGUCAAUUUUGGCACUCUGCUUCUCAGUUUUCCAACCUUAAAUUCAGUUCUCGGUAUUUCUGGAGAAAUUUGCAAACUAUUUUUUUAAAAAGAAAUCUUCGUGGAAAUUUACCAGCAUUUUAGUGCAAAUGUCUCCUUAUAAACACAUUCCCCUUGCAUGCCCUUUUGACUAAUGUGCACAUUUUUCAAGUGAUUUCCCUGAAUAGUUUCAUUUGCACGCACCCUUUCCUGUGGUGUCUUCAUUUGUCAUUGUUUGGCUGGAGAUCUGCGUUGCAGAACCUGGAUCCGUGUGCUUCAGUUUGUGCAUGGUUUUGGAAAGUGAAAGGUUGGUAGAUUAGCCUUCCAAUGAAAGCGGAACCAGAUUUCUCCUCUAGCCCUUCUAGGAACAGAGCACCCAGGAGUCAAAGGAAAUUCAAAUAAUUGAGAUGCAUGGAGGCAUCAGUUUGCCUCCAUCUCUCUCCUCUUCCAUCUCCACCCUUUCUCUUGCACAGGAAUAUGCUCAAAAUACAGUGCUUCCCCCACUAAGCAUCUCUGUGUCUUCUUUGUGGCUUACUGGAUAUUCCUGUCUCUCUGCCUCUCACCAAAAAGACCUUCCUCCAUCUCUCGCCUUGUAUCCCUGCCUGCCUGCCUCUAGUUGGGAAGAUUAGACGACCGUUGCCCUGUCUGUCCAAAAGCUUUUAUAAAGAGAGAAACCUUUGAUGAAACCUGCCUCCCCUUCUUGUCAUACACAAGGGAAGUAGAUGGCAAAUUUCUCCCACCCGUUUCCAAACAGGUCUGUGGACAGCCUACAAUGACCCAUUAAUGUUUUAAGAUGAUGUAAAAUGACACUAUAACAUCAAUGCUAUGUUUGUUUGUUUUUUGCAGAGACUGCAUUAAAUUUUAUUUUUUUACAAAGGAGAGUUGACACACUUGGUAAUCUUUUGCUUUGGAUCCAUAUGUUCACCCAUUUGCCUGAUGCCAGCUUGGUUAAAUAACACAAAAAAACUCUGUUAGGGUUCCUCUACUCUUACCUUUGUGUUGCCCUUUCUUGGCACAGGUCUGUUUUUGAAAGCUCCCUGUUUGAACACUUUCCCUAUUUUGCCCUGGUGCUUUCCCCAUGAAAGCCCGCUCUUUACUACGGAAUCGAGCAAACUGCAAUCCUCAAAAAAGCCAAAUUGCUGUUUGUUCCUGUUCAGCUUUAAAGAGCAGGUUUUCCUGGGGAAAGUGGAGGUGCCAAAAGAGCGUUACUGCAAGUAGAAGUAACACUAGUAAAUCCACUUGCCUACCUUUGCAAGGUUGUUGUGAGGACCAAAUGUUGAGGUGCACUUUCAGCACUCAGCAAGCUAAGCAUGAUUCUUGCUAACUUCCGAAAGCAUUUUUCUUUUUUUUUAAAACAACUCAACAGCAUUCCUACAUUUAUCUUUCACAACCCUCCCCUUCUUUUUAAACUUUCCAACCUGUUUUGCAUUCUGGUAGGCAGCAUUUAACUAUACAGCAUUUAACUAUAAGGUCCGAAUAGUUAAAGCUAUGAUUUUCCCAGUAGUGAUGUACGGAAGUGAGAGCUGGACCGUAAAGAAGACUGAUCGCCGAAGAAUUGAUGCUUUUGAAUUCUGGUGCUGGAGGAGACUCUUGAGAGUCCCAUGGACUGCAAGAAGAUCAAACGCAUCUAUUCUGAAGGAAAUCAGCCCUGAGUGCUCACUGGAAGGACAGAUCCUGAAGCUGAGGUUCCAAUACUUGGCCACAUCAUGAGAAGAGAAGACUCCCUGGAAAAGACCCUGAUGUUGGGAAAGAUGGAGGGCACAAGGAGAAGGGGACGGCGGAGGACAAGAUGGAUGGGACAGUGUUCUCGAAGCUACUAACAUGAGUUUGACCAAACUGCGGGAGGCAGUGGAAGACAGGAGGGCCUGGCGUGCUCUGGUCCAGGGGGUCACGAAGAGUCGGACAAGACUAAACGACUAAAAAACAACAGGCAGCAUUUUGGAGACUCUAAAUUUGGAUAGAAUCCUAGAAUUGUAAAGUUGGAAGGGGGACCACCAGGGUCAUCCAGUCCAACCCUGGCAAUACAGGGAUCUUUUGCCCAACAUGGGACUUGAAACCAUGUGUGACGAAAAAGUUGGUUUUGCUGGACCGGUUGGAUCAACAAGUGUUUCUUUCUUUCCCUGCCAGCAAAUGGUUAAUGAACGGCAGCCUCCGAUUGGCCGUGGUUCCAGGAGGGAGCAUUUAAAAGGAGAGGAUUUGAAGAGAGACAGGAGAGUUGAGAGGGUUGGUUGAGGUGGGUUGGAAUUGAGGUUGGGAGAUAGAGUAGGAGACGGGUUGAUCUUGGCUUUAACCAUUUGCCUUUGAGAAAGAACUGCGCAUUACAGUGGAAAUUGUUAAGCAACACUGCCCCUCAAUGCUCAGCUAUGUUUCCCCUGGUGAUGAAAUACUGGUGUGUCAACAUAGUGAGGCUUUUUGUUCAGGUGUUGCUGGCAUCAUAUUUCAUAAAUGUCUCCAUUUAUUUAAAUAUUUGUACUCUUACUUUUUGUUCAACAGCAGGAUCCUCACGGCAGCUAUAACUCACCUCGUUGGAGGUCUUGUGGUUUAUUUUCCCCUGCAAAGAGAAAUGGAUCAGGCAGUGGGGAGGAUUUUGUCCCCCCCCCCCAGUGAUAUUUAUCGAAUUUUUCACUUUUAUCAUAUUCACAUUUUGUUACAUAAUUCUAUAGGUUUUUACUGGAUAAGAGCAUCGACCUCCUUCCCUCCCUUUUGAUGACUUCCACACAUCUUUCUAUAUUCUUCACAUUUCUAUAAUCGCUUAUUUACCUUCUAUCUUAUUGCAGUAUUUCACAUUGUUAUCGGUAACUCAGUUCCUUAUAUUUACAUUACAAAACAUUUCAAUUCAAGCCUGCAAACGUUUUCAAAUGUUUACAAUUUUCUUUCAUGUAAAAUAUAAAUUUGUUCCAGUCCUUUUGAAACAGUUUGUCACGCUGUGGGGAGGAUUUUGAGCAGCAAAAUGGUCCACACAAAAAAAAGGAUUAAGUGUCUGGGAAUGCCAGUCUAACCCUAACCCUAACCCUGCCAAACCCCAGUUCAAAUAAUCCAGUCAGUGGCUUGGGUGGAGGUAGCGGCCGGCCGAGCGGACCGCGAGUGAGCAGGCUUCACUCCAGUCCGCUUGAGGUGAAUAUUGUUAGGAUUUUUAUCCAUCCGUGCUGCUCCAGUAGUAGCACUAUGUUUCGUAUAUCACAUGAGUGUCUGAGAGAGCGUGAGACAGGAAGUCUCAGUACUGUUGGAGUACUGUUGGAAGUUAGUUUCACUUCUGUUUGUGAUGCUGUUUCUGUGUUGUUGUUGUUUAGUCAUGUCCGACUCUUCGUGACCCCCUGGACCAGAGCACGCCAGGCACUCCUGUCCUCCCCUGCCUCCCGCAGUUUGGUCAAUCUCAUGCUUGUAGCUUCCAGAACUCUGUCCCAGCCAUCUCGUCCUCUGUCGUCCCCUUCUCCUUGUGCCCUCCAUCUUUCCCAACAUCAGGGUCUUUUCCAGGGAGUCUUCUCUUCUGUUUCUGUACUGGUGCUCAAAGAGCACAGACAUGCUGAUGGAUUCUGUGUAUAUAGGUAAAGGUAAAGGUAAAGGUACCCCUGCCCGUACGGGCCAGUCGUGUCUGACUCUAGGGCUGUGCGCCCAUCUCACUUAAGAGGCCGGGGGCCAGCGCUGUCUGGAGACACUUCCGGGUCAUGUGGUCAGCGUGACGAAGCUGCUCUGGUGAGCCAGCACCAGCGCAGCACACAGAAACGCUGUUUACCUUCCCGCUAGUAAGCGGUCCCUAUUUAUCUACUUGCACCCGGGGGUGCUUUCGAACUGCUAGGUGGGCAGGAGCUGGGACCGAAAGACGGGAGCUCACUCCGCCGCGGGGAUUCGAACCACCGACCAUGCGAUCGGCAAGUCCUAGGCACUGAGGUUUUACCCACAGCGCCACCCGCAUCCCCAUCGUAGUUUUAGAACUACGAUUGACUCUUCUUCUAUGACAUGCCAGAAGACAAGUGUGUUCCUCUCAGGAGGGAGGGGUCGCUUAUCCCCGGUCUCUCUCGACUGAGGGAGAUUUACGGCCAGGGAGGACCACCGGAGAGAUACUCCUGAGUCUUGGAAAGUUGGUGGCCUUCCCUUCUGGUGGUCUCUUGGGAGUCGGGGCGGGGUCUCCGCCUGGGCAUGCAAUUGUGAGUUGGAAUAUCCUUUCUUGCAGUCUGAAUCAGUCCAAGCCCUCCAAGAGCAGCAGAAAACAAGCUUGUUGCGUCUUCCAUGUGAUAGCUGUUUAGUUGUGUCUGAAGAAAGCUAUCAUCUCAUCUCCUGGUCCUCUUUUCUCCAGGCUAAAUAUGCCCCUCAACCAUUCCUCAUAAAUAAGGCUUGUCUUCCAGACUCUUGAUCAUCUUAGUUGCCCUCCUCUGUCAAUAUCCUUCUUAAACUGUGGUGCUCAAACCUGGACAUAGGACUCCAGGUGGGCUCUGAACAAGGUGGAAUAAAGCAGUACUAUGACUUCCCUUGAUCUGGACACUAGACUUCUGUGGAUGAAGCCUAGAAUUGCAUUUUCAGCCUAGAAUCACGUUUUAGAGCCUUCUGGGUCAGAGCCAUUUCAAAAGACAACAUUAAAGCCAUUUCUGUCCACACACCACAAGAGGGUUUGGUCAGAAAUGGCAUUUAACCUUGCAGAACUGUCCCACGAGCAUCUUGACACUUGCAGAGCCAGUCUGUGUGGGACAUACCAGUCUCAAAAUUUUAUCAAAACAGGAAUGGAAACUUGCUUUCAUGCAUUUUGUCCCCUUGCUUGAUAAAGUGCAUUUUGGUGGCAGGUAGAGGCCCUCUGAGCAUGUGCCGAAAGCCUCCUGCCUGGCAUAUCUCUCCUUCCCACAAAAUAAGAGUCUGAGGGAGUUCAGUGAACAUAUUUUAACACAGAGAUGAAUGUUCAAACCGCCCUGUUGGAUCAGACAAAGGCCCAGCCUGUUUCCAACAUUUAUGCUGUCGGCUUUUGUAAGAGUGCCAAUGAAUUGUAAGAAAAAGAAGCAGUGGAUUAAAGACUGUUCUGUUUUUUAAAUUUUAACAAGUAGCCUUUGGCCUUUCUCCUGUGCAGCUGCGCGACAAAUACGGCCCAGUGUUCACCGUCUACUUUGGAAAUCGCCCGAUUGUGGUCCUCUGUGGACAUGAAGCUGUGAAGGAGGCCCUGAUAGACAAGGCAGAAGAAUUUAGCGGAAGGAAAACCAACGCCACGCUGCAAAGGACCUUUGAUGGUUAUGGUGAGGAGGAGGAUCCCAGGGUGGUCUGACUUGCAGCACAGGAGUCUUGUGUCUCCUGUUUCCUGGCUGCUAUUCAAUCCUUCUCCCCUUUCUCCUCCCCAUACCUGCAGGGGUGGUGUUUUCUGAGGGAGAGCGCUGGAAGCAGCUGCGACGCUUCUCCCUCACAAUCUUGAGGAAUUUUGGCAUGGGGAAAAAAACAAUUGAGGAUCGGAUCAAGGAGGAAGCUCAGUUCCUGCUGGAGGAAUUUCAUAAGACCAACCGUGAGUAGGCCAAGUGAAGGGCAGGGAAGAGGAGGUCAGCAGCCCCACCAGGCUGGGCAGAAGCACGAGCUCUAAAGCCCAGACAGGCUGGGGAAGGGAAGCCUUUUUGUCCCAAAGGCAGUGAGAAUUUCUGGGCUCAAGAAGGAUAACGGGCAGGGAGGGAAGAGCACAUACAUAGCCAGAGAAGUUCUUCAUUCUAGUAGCUUGGUCAGCAAUAGGUAUCUUAAGUUCUGGGUAGGGUACUGCAGAUGAUCUUUUGAGAAUAGGUUGGGAGAGGACUUUGCAGGUGUUCCACAGUUCCUCACACUUCCCAAGAUAUCUUGGCCCCUUCAGCACAAUGCGUCUUCCUUCCCUGGCAUUGCAGAGAAGCCUUUCGACCCCACCUUCACCCUCAGCCGUGCCGUCUCCAACGUUAUCUGCUCCAUCGUCUUUGGCGACCGCUUUGACUACGAAGACAAGGAUUUCCAGGCCCUGAUGAAGAUGAUGAACGACAGCUUCCGGGAGAUGAGCACCGCCUGGUCUCAGGUACCCAGUCUCAAAGCAGACAGAGCACGAAUCCAUUUCCCAAUCAGACACCCUCCCAAUAUUGUUGGAAUGGAGCUCCCAUCAUCUUAAUCAUCUCUGAGCAUUGGCCUUGUGUACUGUGCUCUGUGCCUGAUGGGAUUUGGAGUCUAAGCUCAUGUGGAGAGGAGAAGGGCACCAGGCUGGACAAGGGUCUGAAAGCCAGCCGUAGUUUAUAACAGCUACUUAUCAUCUAGUGGGGCCUCCUUGGCUUGCAAGGAAGCUCACCGGACCCUCAGGAGGCAUUCCUGGUCAGCUGCCGGUGCAUAGCUGUCAACCGUCCCUUAUUUGGUGGGAAAGUCCUUAUCCCAGCACCGUGUCCCACUGCUGUCCCUUAUUGAUGAUGUCCCUUAAAUUUCCUGGGUUUCAAAGGAAGCAGCUCCUCUCCCUCCCUCCCUGCCAGCCAGGGAGGAGGGAGGCUCCAACUGUGUUGCUUGGCUGCCCGCCCCGCCCCCCUCCAGCCUCUUCUCACCAGCCUCGGCCCCCAGGAGCCCCUCCCCACCGGGACUGAGGAGCCUUGAGAGGAGAGCGAGGGCAGCCAUAGAGAAAGCAGUUCAGAGAGAGGAGGAGGCGGAGGCGCGGGCAGGUGUUCCAAGGGCUAACCAUAAAGGGGGAAAGCAGAGGAAGGACCGCAAGCGCUUCCCACAUAGAUUUGUAGUGGUAGACUAGCAUAGAAGGUCUGAUCUGUGGAUUUACUUCGGGCACUAUUCCCCCCCCUUCCUCCCGCCCCACCUGAUGGAACGGAGAGCUACAGAUGGAGCACGAGAGAAAAGAUACAGAACUGCAGCAGCAUCUUCGUAGCUUAGACUUCGUUUUGCCCGAAAAGUGGUGGCUGCUUGUAGUUAUUUAAUUGCAGUGUUUCAUCAGAUGGUGUCAUGAGCAGCAACCUCUGGAAACGAAGGGCCAAAUCUGGCACUGCUCUCCAAAAUUAUCUGGUCCCUUUUAACUUCGUAUUUCAGCUGGUUGGCUAAAAUCCCUUAUUUUGGCUGCCGAUCCCUUAUUUUUGAGGCUGCUGGUCCCUUAUUUUCAAAUCUGUAAGUUGACAGCUAUGUGCCGGUGCCUUUUCUUUCUUCUUGCAGUUCUAUGACAUGUAUGCCAGCAUUCUGAAGUACUUUCCAGGGCCACACACCAAGAUCUAUGACAUUCUGGAAGACAUGAGAGCCUACAUUGCCAAGAGAGUGAAGAAGAACAAGGAGACCCUUGACCUCAAUGCCCCUCGUGACUUCAUUGACUGCUUCCUCAUCCAGAUGGAAAAGGUACCCUUGUUGGCACAUGAAAUGAGUGGGAUUUCCACAGGGAGCUGUAGGGUUAACACAAGGAUCACUAAGACGCACAUCACUUACAAAGAGAUGCGAUCUCUGGACUGCCACAGGGGCUCUGCAGAUUCUGCUGCUUGCUAGCACACCUUGCUGAUAAUACACUUUGCAAAUGCUUCAUGAAUAGGUGUGCCACCAUUUCAGUCACAGGUGAACCUAGAGUGUGCAGGUGAUGGUUACAGGUGAUGAAUGAUAUUGGCUUAGGCAUUGGUCCUAACUGACUAUAUCCGACUUCAGCCCGUCCGCUAGAAGUCCAGGAAGGGUUAACCACCAGUAGGGGGAGUCCUGCUGAUGCACAUCAACUGGGAACUCUCACGGGGUCACCGCUAGGGUCGUGCCUUAAUGAUCUGAUGGGGUGACAUGUGUCCAGCUUGCCUAGUUUCUCUUCACCCCCAUCAGACAAGUGAUAUCCUUCUUCCAUAAAAGGACUAUAACAGAGGCAGCAGCCCUGAAACCAACUCCCCCUACGUCUCACCCCCAUGGGGAAUCCUGAUGCCAUUGGCUUCCUGUGUGUCUUCAGGAGAAAGGCAACCUGUCCAGCGAAUUCAACACCAAGAACCUAGAACUCACCACACUCAAUUUGUUCUUUGCUGGGACGGAGACCGUCAGCUCCACCCUGAGAUAUGGGUUUCUGUUUCUGAUGAAACACCCCGAAGUGCAAGGUAAGGAAGGGAACCAGCACACUGCCGCCAGGCUGAUUAAAGCUCAACCUAGCCUGUUGGGGGCUGGGGAGUGAGUAAGUAAGGGGGAGAUACGAGAGAGGUGUGUAAAGUUAGGCUUGGUGUGGAGAAAGUGGGCAGGAACAGUUCUAACCCAACAGAGCCAUCCAGUGAAGCUGAAAGUUGGGAGAUAACACAGUGAUGAACUAUGGAACUCACUGACACAAGAUGUUGUGAUGGCCACUGGGACAGAUUUAAAAGAGGACUGGACCAACCCAUGGAGAAUAAGACAAACCAUGGCUCUUAAUCACGAUGGCUAUGUUGUACUUUCACUGUUGGAGGCAGAUAUGCUUCUGGGCCCCAGUUGCUGGGAACUGCAAGUCAAGAGAGUGCUGUUACAUUCAGGUCAUGCUGAUGUUUAGUUGGGGACAGGAAGACCAGGUUGCUGGACUGCCUGACCCAGCAGGGCUUUUUAUACAUGCUGUUUUUAUUCCCUGUAUUUUAAUAGACUAGGCUUGUUGUUUUUAAGGAUUGAUUUUUAAUUCCAUUUGAGUUGAAUUAAUUAUUGAAUUGAUUUGAAUUUUAUUAUUACGGUCACAGAUCAGUUCCAGCUCACUUACAAUAUCAGGAAAAUCAUAAAACACAAUAGGAAUACAUUGAAUUGCAAUUGGGUAUAACAGAGACAAUUCAUAUAUAGGAGCAGUUAAAAAUAUAUAUUAAAUCUUGAUCACUAAAAUAUAACCUAAAAUUGUCAUUUAAAACCUUAAUCAUUUUGGUAGUACAGCUUGUUCCCUAAGUUUUAUGGCAGUCGCACAGAAUUUGGCCACCUUAGCGUGAUCUCUAGGUCCUUGUCCUCUACCAGGAGUUCUAGACAUUGAAGUUCGGACCCAUUUGGAGAUUUUUGUAUAACAGGAAUGAUAAAUACCGAGCAUAUAUCCCCGUAGAAACGACAGCAUAACAAGACAUGAGAGACAGUUUCUACCUCCAUCAAUCCGCAGGGGCAGACUCGUUCCACGUACAGUUUACCCUCAAAUUUGCCCUGCAAUAAGGCAGAUGGCAGCACGUUGAAUCUAGCGAGGGUAAAUGACCGUCUGUAUUUGGGUAUUUGUAAUUUUGACAAAUAAUUUGCUGGGGUAAAUCCUCUCCCAUUAUCUUUUAUCACUGGGUGUUUAUUCAUCUCGGUCACGUGGCAGAAUUAAUCAUUUAUUAAAUGGUUACCUUCUCAUAUGCUUUCAGCUUUUUGUAAUUUUUUUUUACACCUGUCUUGUUUUAAUUUGCGUUAGCUGCCUUGAGUCUGGAGAAAUAAAGAAACAUUUAGCUUGGUUCAAGCUGAAAACUGAACUGCGUUUUGGUGCUAGAAAUCUUAAGUACAGUCAUACCUUGGGUUAGAUGUGCUUCAGGUCGAGUGUUUUCAAGUUACGCUCCGCGAAAACCCUUAAGUAACGGAGCUAUUUCCGGGUUUCGCCGCUCGCGCAUGCGCAGAUGCUCAAAAUGAUGCAGCGUGCAUGUGCGGAAGUGGCAAAACACAACCCGCGCAUGCGCAGACGUGCCGUUGUGUCUAGGAACGGGGCUCCGGAAUGGAUCCCGUUUGCAUCCAGAGGUGCCACUGUAAACGGAUAGCUCAGGCAGUGGACUACGAGACUCGGGGUCGUGGAUUCAAGCCCCAUGUUGGGCCAAAGAUUCCUGCAUUACUGCGGGUUGGGCUAGAUGACCCUUGUGGUCCCUUCCGACUCUGAUUUUCUGACCCUUCUCUGAUCUAAAUGCAUUGGACAGCAAAAAUGCACCAGGAGAUUGACCAAGUGAUUGGCCAGAACCGUGCCCCAAACAUUGAAGACCGGAGCCAGAUGCCUUAUGUGGACGCUGUCAUUCACGAAGUGCAGAGGGUCAGUGACCUCAUCCCCAUGAACGUGGCCCACUCUGUGAUGCGCGACACUGAAUUCCGAGGCUACAUCAUCCCUAAGGUAUCCGUUGUGGGGCAGAGGGGAUGAAAAGUGUCUGGGACACAACAAAAUGGGUUCUUGUUGUUGUUGUUUAAAAGAGAUUGCGUGGUGAGUUCCCACCUCCCACCAGUGGAAAGAACGACACAUGACACCAUAAUUAAGGUGAAUGGGCUAAAAUUGGCCACAACUUUAUUGGUUACAGGUAAAAGCGGUAUUGGCUUAGGCAUUGGUCCUAUCAGACUAUCCGGCUUCAGCCUGUUUGCAUGAAGACUGGGAAGGGUUAACACCAGCAGGGGGAGUCCUGCUGAUGCACAUCAACUAGGUAACUCCCCCGGGGUCGGGGGCACGCUUUAGGCCCUGACCUCCAUAGGCUUCAGGACGAGGCAACGCCCCCCGGAAUCCUUUACCAGACUACCCUUCAAUAUUUGGGGGAGGUGAUGGCGCUCCCCCCCCAAUAGCAUAACAAUGCCCCUACCAAUGCCUAACCGCCAAUCCCAGGGAAGUUGUGACGAUUUGCUACAAGGUAGGCGAAAAACCAAAUGGCCGGUGCCAAUUUGCCAAGUGGAAAAAAUCCUACCAGGCCCCUUAACGGCGACCAACCGAGGUCCAUAGCAAGGUCAGAAGGAAACCUUGAAGGGCAGGCGGGUGGGAAACCAGGCAGCUGAGCGGUCCAAAGAGGGGGAUCCCCGGGCCGCACUUGCCUUAAAUGGGGCAAGCCACACACCCCGAGCCAGCCGAUUGGAUGGCACAGCCCGAGGAUUCCCCAGAUGGCGCGGGACUGCAAGCCAGCCACCGUGCGCGUGUUGGGGGCGUGGAGCCCGCAACACCACAUCCUCCCGAGGUUGGAAGUGGCUUUAGCAACAUUCACAGAUUUGUGCCUUGCCACCAACAUCUGCCCCCAACCGCAACAGUUGAGUCUUCAUCCGGCACAGAAGCAACCUGUUGGAGGCAGGAUGAGGUGAUGUUGGCUACUGUUAUUGGCAGGUAUUUGGCAAAAGAAAAGAACUGGACGCCCUCCAGGGAAGUCUUAAAGAUUUGCCAAUCCGUUAAGCAGCCUUCACCAAGCUGGUGCCCUCGAGGUGUCUCGCAUGGCCAUGCUGGCUGGGAUUGACCAGAGUUGCAUUUCAAAACAUCUAAAGGGCGCCAGGUUGGCAAAAGCUGCCAACAUAGCACUUAAAAACAACAACAACACAACAGCCAAUCCUCAAAGGAUGACCAGGGCCCAGCUGGUAAAGUCUCACGCUGCGGCUAGUUUACAGGGUGCAUGGAGACCAUAGCUGUCAACUUACAGAUUUGAAAAUAACGGACCAGCAUCCAAAAUAAGGGAUUUUCCAAGGGGCACAGGUAUGUUCAACUUCUGAGCCCCUCCGAGCCAAAGGCACAAAGCCCAGCCAGCAGCCAAACGAAGCCUCAAGCGGUGGUUCCCACAGCGCAGCAACCCGGCAAAGGGGAUGCAGCAAGGAAAACCACCGUCACCUCUCCGCUGGGAAGCACUGAGCAAAGGCAAGUCCCCAGGCAAGGCGGCUGAUUUGAUCGGCACAAGGCAUGCAAGCUCCACCCCCCAGUUGUUCUUAGACUCCUUAUUGGGUGAGCAACGCAGCCAAGCAACACAGUUGGAGCCUCCCUCCUCCCUGGCCGGCAGGGAGGGAGGGAGGGAGAGGAGCUGCUUCCUUUGAAACCCGGGAAAUUUAAGGGACAUCAUCAAUAAGGGACAGCAGCGGGACACGGCGCUGGGAUAAGGGACUUUCCCGCCAAAUAAGGGGCGGUUGACAGCUAUGAUGGGAGGACAUCUGCCCUCCAACACCUGGCCUCUAGUCCUCACCCUCCAGACAUGCCGCUUGAAGCAUCUGGCUCACUCUGCCUAAUGGCAAGGCUGGACCUCCUCUUGGCUUAAGCUGAACUACAGCCAGAGGUGGAAUGCCUCGCUGACCCCAGACGGAUGCCCACAGUGAUGCUUCUGUAGAGUGGGGGGACGGGGACCUGUAGAUCAACUGACCGUUUGACCAGAUUGCAUGAGAUUUCUGUGGGUCAGCUACCCACGUGGUGCCUUCACAUUCAGGCAGGGCAGUCUGUAGAUGUCACAGGGAGGAGCUGGCCGGUGGUCGAAUGUGGCUGGCAAUCCAUCAGUUGAGAGAAGGGGUGGAGAGCUUCUCUCUCUCGACUUUCCCCGAAUCUUUGCAGUUCUGACCUUAAUAUUCUCUCCCUCUUUUUCCUAGGGGACAGAAAUCUACCCUUUGCUCCACACUGUCCUGUUCGACCCCAUGAAGUUUAAAAGCCCAUUUGCUUUCAACCCAGAGAACUUCCUGGAUGAGAAUGGGAGCUUCAAGAAGAACGACGCUUUCAUGCCAUUCUCCUCAGGUAGAUAGAAUAAGAAUAAGAAUAAGAAUAAGAAUAAGAAUAAGAAUAAGAAUAAGAAUAAGAAUUUAUUCAUUUAUUUCUACCCCUCCCAUCUCGCUGGGUUUCCCCAGCCACUCUGGACUGCUUCCAACAGAAUAUUAAAAUACAGUAAUCUAUUAAACAUUAAAAGCUUCCCUAAACAGGGGUGCCUUCAGAUGUCUUCUAAAAGUCUGGUAGAUGUUUUCCUCUUUGACAUCUGUUGGUAGUGGGUUCCACAGGGCGGGUGCCACUACCGAAAAGGCCCUCUGCCUUGUUCCCUGUAACUUGGCUUCUCGCAGUGAGGGAACCGCCAGAAGGCCCUCGGAGCUGGACCUCAGUGUCCGGGCUGAACGAUGGGGGUGGAGACGCUCCUUCAGGUAUACUGGACCAAGGCCUCCUCUUAAACCAGGCUUCCUCAACCUUGGCCCUCCAUCAUCCCUGACCUCUGGUUCUGCUAGCUAGGGAUCAUGGGAGUUGUAGACCAAAAACAUCUGGAGGGCCGAGAUUGAGGAAGCCUGUCUUAAAGACUUUUUUUAUUUUUAUUUUGGAAAUGAGAACCUCUCCCAUCCCCUCCUCCUUCACUUUUUGAAGUUGUGAAUGUCGGACUUGCAUUCGACCUAGCGACUCUUCCGGAAUCGCCCUUCUCCGAUGUAAUUAAUGACCUGAGCCUCUGAUAAGGCUCCAAGCACGUUCCCCAUUCCGCAGAGUAUUCAACACAGGGAAGGAGCUGAGAUAGCAUGAGCUACAUGCUAAGAGUUUUAUUACGAAGCUACGCAGACAGAAAAGAAACAUAUCCUCUCUCUGUGAGAGCAGAGAGCAACCAAAAAACAAAGGAACAGGAAACCUCUAACGUCACAUCCGUCUCCCGUGAGACUUCCAACAGUAUGGAAUCUCUGAAAUGUAAACAGAGUCUUGUGACUCCAAGAACUGCACAGUGGCAACAAAGAGAAACUAACAGUGAAUCUGGGUCUCCUACAGAAAACAAACCUUCAUUGCACUGUGGCUUUUACUUGGUCGUUUGUAGUGUUUACACAUACCCUACUCCCUAAUAUGCACCAUAAUAAAUAAAUGUGCAAUGGAAUGGGAAGAUGUUAAUAACAAAUAUAUGGGCAAAAUCUGCUGGAGGGAAGUAUUGGUUGUACGUAGGGCUGCCAACAUUGGUCGGUCAAAGUAAGGGACAAGUCUGGGGUUGGGAUGGGGGUGGGGGUGGGGGAGACAAUUGGUUCCCUUCCAGCUCUACGAUUCUAUGAAUCUAUAAGCCCAUUUUAGAUACACAGUCUGAAGAAAUACUUCCUUUUGCCAUCCCGGAUCUCUUGUCCCUAAGUUUCACUGGAUGACACACACGCUCACACAGAGAGAUCUGCCAAAACAACAACAGGGUUUUUUUAUUUUAUUAUUAAUAUUUAUUAAAGUUUCAGAAAGAAUAAAAUCACAUUAAUAAACAAGAAAAUUUUUAACAAAAACAGAGAAAAAUACACCAUACAAAAUAGAAAAAAGGAAAAAAAGGAAAAAAAAAAAAAAAAGAGAAAACAGUUAAAAAUAGUUCCGUCUUUUCAUAACCUCUUUUACAUUCACUUGUUUCCCGGACUUCCUCAUACCUCCCUCUUUUGUAUUCCAGUUCAGUUUGUAAGCUCAGCAAUUUCUUUCCCUCCUUUUUAAUUCCAAUCCUAAGUCUUAAUAUAUUAUGACAUUAGAUUUUUACCUAUUUAAAACCAAUUUUUCCAUUUCUCUUAACCUUUUGAUACUAAUCCUUAAUCUUGAUAUAUUUAUAACUUUAAAACCUGUACAGCUAGAAGCCACUUAACUUCAAUCCAACAUCACUCUAACAUUCAUUAAUUUUGCAAUGUUUCUGUAAAUAAUCUUUAAAUUUCUUCCAAUCUUCUUCCACCGACUCUUCUCCCUGGUCACGGAUUCUGCCAGUCAUUUCCGCCAAUUCCAUGUAGUCCAGGGUUUUAGUCCUAUAAGAGAGGAAAACUCCCCUCUCUCCAUUCACAUGGAUUUCAGCUGUUCCAUUCACGCCCCAAGGACGUUGGACUUGACCUAAACCUGACCUCUAACCCCCAAACCCAUGUCUUCCCUCCCUGCUGAUUCUUCUCCCUUUUGCCUUGCAGGGAAACGGGUGUGUCUGGGGGAAACGCUCGCCCGAAUGGAGCUCUUCCUUUUUUUCACCACCACCCUGCAGAGAUUCCGGCUGAAGCCCCUUGUGGACCCCAAGGACAUUGACACAACCCCCCAGGAGUCCGGCUUUGCCACCAUCCCGCCCUUCUACAAGCUCUGCAUCGUCCCGCGUUGAGUGGAAACCAAAUCUUUCCUCCCCUGCCACUGUGCUCUUGCACAAUCUGGUCUCUCUGGCUGCUCAGGGAGAGAGGAGUGGUCUUCUUCCCUUUCCUCGCCCAAGGGCUUUUGUAAGGGGCGGCUUCAAGAUUUUACUCUCAACUUAGGCCUCGUUCCUACCUGUGGACUGGGCUUCCUUUGGCUGGGUCUGUGCCUCUCUGCGUUUAUCAUCCUUCUUUCCCCAUUGCUGUCCUUCCCAUCCUCUCCUCUACUGAGCCCAAAGAACUUCAGUGCCUCUUGAAUUUCUAUCUCCUUGCAAUGUGUGUUUAAGCUUUGACCUUACACCUGAAAAGAAAAGAAAAACUUGCCGCAUUUGCUUCUGGACUUGUUGGUUGUUAUACGCUUCAGACCUUGUGGGGGGGCCGGACUAUAUUUUGGGGGGAAAUAUGAACGAGUUCCUAUGCCCCACAAAUAACCCAGAGAUGCAUUUUAAAUAAAAACACACAUUCUACUCAUAUAAAUACAUGCUGAUUCCCGGACCGUCCACAGGCCAGAUUUAGAAGGCGAUUGAGCCGGAUCCGGCCCCCGGGCCUUAGUUUGCCUACCCAAGGCUUAGAACAUCUAGAUGGGAAAGCAUUUGCUGGUAAUUUUCUUGCAUUGCUUUGCUGUGUGAUGGAUUUAUUAUGACAUUUUGUUGUGCUAUCUUGAGUUUGGAGCCUGCAGGGGAAGUAAUGAAUAUCAGAGCCUAGAGCAACAUGCCAAGAUUGUAGUUUUUGUUGUGGAUGUUUUCUGUCUGGACUAGAAGAUGCCAGGCAUAUGAGAAUUCCCUCUGGUGAGUUUCUGAGCCACACCAGUCUCUCAGAGCCCUGUUCUUAACUCCACGGUUGCCAGCUCCACUUUCCACCUCCCUCUCCUCAGCCCCCAGCAGCCAAGAAGAGAAUGCAAAGCACAGCAUGCAAGGAAAGAAGAAUCAUUUGUGAUCUAACAGUGCUAGAGAAAUGUUUGCAUAAAGCUUGGUGACACAUACUUUUUCCACAGUUCUGUCGUGGUCAGAGAUAAAGAUGGCAUCUAAAUGCUAAGAUUGACAAGACGCAUACAUAUAUUAAAAAAUAUACAGUGGUACCUCGGGUUAAGUACUUAAUUCGUUCUGGAGGUGCGUUCUUAACCUGAAACUGUUCUUAACCUGAAGCACCACUUGAGCUAAUGGGGCCUCCCAUUGCCACCGCGCUGCCGGAGCACGAUUUCUGUUCUCAUCCUGAAGCAAAGUUCUUAACCCGAGGUACUAUUUCUGGGUUAGCGGAGUCUGUAACCUGAAGCAUAUGUAACCUGAGGUACCACUGUAGUAAGUAAUUUCAACGCAUAAUAAAACAAAGGACCGAUUAUGCAAAUGAGUCGGAG
This is a messenger RNA of Podarcis lilfordi (Lilford's wall lizard), 16425 nucleotides long. Lineage: Eukaryota; Metazoa; Chordata; Lepidosauria; Squamata; Lacertidae. The record is from the annotation of a GenBank genome assembly.